GCAGCGUUGCCAUGGGGAUGGGCCCGAGCGAUCGCCAUGGCAACGGAGGCGGUCGGGCCUGGGGCGGAAAAAGCGGGAAAAGGUCGCCGAUGGCCGAGCCCCGCCCGGGUUCUCCCAGUGCUCCCAGUGCCCCCCAGUGCUCCCAGUUGCCCCGUCCCAGUCUGGAGGGGCUCAUCCCCCCCUCCCACUUUGUGCUGCGCCCCAGGUCCCUGGGGGCAGAGCUUGAUGCAGAAAGGGAGCGUGUCCAUGAAUUGGAGGCAGAGCUGAAAGCACUGAGGGGGCGGAGCCAACGCCAGGAGGCGGAGCUUGAGGCAGAAAGGAGGCGGGGCCAGCACAUGGAGGCGGUGCUUGAGGUGGAAAAGGGGCGGAGCCAAUCCCUGGAGGCAGAACUUAAGUCAGAAAGGGGGCGGAGCCAAGCACUGGAGGUGGAACGCGAUGUCCUGAGGGGGCGUGGCCAGCGAGUGGAGGCAGAGCUGGAGGCGGAAAAGGGGCGGAGCCAACUCCUGGAGAUGGAGCUGGAGACCCUGAGGGGGCGGGGCCUUGACCCAGAGGGGGCGGAGCCAAGCCCAGAACAGGUGCUGCUGGGCCGCUGGCGCCAGAAGGUUUUCCAGCUGCUGCUGCAGGUGAGGCUGCAGCAGGGCCAGGAGCUGCAGCUGCAGGGACAGGUGCGCUCCCUGGGUGCUGCAGUGGCCGCCGGGUCCCGCCAGGUGUCACUGUUGGAGCUGCGACUGCGCCGGGGGGAGCAGGAGAGACAGGCCCUGUCCCAGGAGCGGCUCCGGGCGGAGGCAGCCGAAGAGGAACUGGGGAAACUGAGUCAGGCCCUGAGCCGGCUGUUGGGGACACUGGGCGUGGCCCUGGCUGAUGUCACCACGGCCGUUGGGGCCCUGGGGACCCUCAGUGAGCGCCUGGAACAGGCCCAGCACCGACUGCAGGUGCUGGUGGCCUCAGGGCGGCUCCGGUGGCAGCGGGAGCCGGAGGGGACAGCGGGGGACAGCGGUGCGGUGACCCUGGAGGUGACACCAGAGCAGGUGACAGGGUGGCACCGAGGGGACACUGGGGGUGGCUCUGUCCCCAGGCUGUCACCCCCAUGUCCCCCCCAGGCCACCAAGGGCGGGGACAGGACCCGGCCACGCCCAGGCACAGUGUCCCUGGCCCCGCUGGUGACGCAGCUCCAGGCCCUCGGUGCCGCCAUCCUUGGGGACACCGGGGACAUCGGGGACCCCGCGGUGCCAGCGCCCCCGUGGGGACACCAGUGACAUCAUCGGCGACACAGGUGACAUCAUCAGGGAGCGCUGGCACUGGAGGGACAGAGAUGACAUCACUGUGGUGGUGGUGAUGUCACUAUGCUGAUGUUGGUGACAUCAUGGUGAUGACAUCAUGGCUCUGCCCCA
Vidua chalybeata is the source of this 1391-nucleotide messenger RNA. Its product is annotated as tropomyosin-like. The transcript is spliced from 10 exons. The record is from RefSeq and is a predicted model, not a curated record. Lineage: Eukaryota; Metazoa; Chordata; Aves; Passeriformes; Viduidae. The coding region runs from base 12 to 1256 and encodes 414 amino acids.